UACAGUAGAGAGAACCUGCCUGUAAUUCCCCUCCAGUCCUACAGAGGGCAGAAACACCAGCGUCACUUCCUCUGAGAGCUGACGGUCACAACAAGGUGGAGGAAGAGGCAGAGAGACCAGGGUUGUUGCGUCGUCUUCGACUGCAGCCUUGCGUGACAACACCAAACCGGAUUCGUGUUUCUGGUAUAGACAUUUUUUCUUCUUCUUCUUCUCGAAGGGGACCAAUCUUAUAUUUACACAUUUCAUCGACCAGUGUAAAUGAACUGUUCUGUUUGGUGUUUUAACUUGGACAAAAGUUCAGGAAAACCUUCUAAUGGAGGCUUGCUGGGCAAAAUGGCUGGGCUCUCUGAAAUGUGAAACGUACACGGGUCAGCAGUGGUAGCAGAAAUAACUGGCUACGAAAGGGCGUUUUUAUAAUUCCUUAUAACUCGCAGAAAUACCGUUUAUUUUCACCGCUGGGUACAAAACAGUUUUGUAUCCAUAUGCGUUGGGAUUUCAUUUUAUUGCGGAUACCUGCAUUUUUUUUUUCGACAGUUCCGUGUUGUUUUUAUUUUCCUUCCCCCAAAAGCCGAUUGCUGCUUGACUGAUUUGGCAUUGUUACUGCGGUCUGUUAUUGUCUCGUCGUCAGCUGUGGAUACUCUCACUGUUGGAUGGGAACCGACGAACAACAAUAUAUAUACGAAGCAACAGCCGACCGAACACAUUUCAGAAGUUUGCUUUGGUAAAUACCAUCUAAAUAAACCUGCAAUCAUGGGUGAAUUCCUGAAAUACAUCGACUACGAUCACAAGACCAGUUUCCUGAAGAUGUUGAACCAGCAGAGGAUGGAAGGGGACCACUGUGACGUUGUGGUUGUGGUGGAAAACGUUGAGUUCAGAGCUCACCGUUGUGUCCUGGCCGCCUGCAGCAUCUACUUCAAGAAGCUGUUUAAAAAACAGAACGAGGUGGACAACUCCAUCGUGGAGCUCGACUUCAUCCGUUCAGACAUCUUCGAGGAGGUCCUCAAUUACAUGUACACCGCCAGGCUCGCGGUCCGCAAAAAGGACAUCAACCUCAUGAUGUCAUCCGGACAGGUCCUGGGGAUCACGUUCCUCGACAACCUGUGUUCGCAGAAACGUGAGCCCAACAUGAAGCUGAGUCGUGAGAACCAGGCGCCAGGCGACGGUAUGAGAGCCCAGGACGCCAUCCUCAAAGAGCUGGCUAUGGAGGAGGUGAGGAAGAACAGCUUCUACGAUGGAGGGAUGGAGGCCAUGGGCUCCGGGGGGCCUCACGGGGUCCCUCCUCACUUCGGCGGGAACAUGUCUAAAGACCCCCACAGCGCCCACGGCUGGACCUCCUCGUCCUCCUCCUCCAGCGAUAUGAAGCUUGACUACCUGCUGUACGGCCACCGCUCUGACGGCAUCCACCCGGGAAUGAAACCAGGCGGAGACGGCCCCAAGAAAGACAAGUCCCACCUGGCCCACCGUCCGUUCGCUUGCGAGGUGUGCCCCAAAACCUUUACCACCCAGGCCCACCUCAAAGAGCACCUGAAGAUCCACACGGGCUUUAAACCGCACCGCUGCCUGGUCUGUGGCAAGGCGUUCAUACGAGGGCCCGACUUAAAGCGGCACGAGAGGGUCCACAGCAACGAGAGACCCUUCGGAUGCCAGAUGUGUGAAAAGGCCUUCAAGCACAAGUCCCACCUGCGAGACCACGAGCGGCAGCACCGAGGGGAGAGGCCCUUCAACUGCGGCUCCUGUGACAAGGCGUUCAUCAAAGCAUCGGACCUGAAGCGCCACUGGAACACGAUGCACAGCCAGCGCAGAACGCUGUCCCCCGCCGCCGCCGCCACCGCCGCCCCGGGCGGCAUCCAGGGAGAUGCCGACACGCAGAGCCAGAGGGACUGGAAGCUAGAGGCUGGGCCACAUUCGUAAGGACGGACUGUUACACAGACACACACACACACACACACACCAUGCGUAUAUAGUGACAGACACACACACAUACAUGCACUAACACUCAUGAAUACACAUGUGCACACACACACACACAAGCAUCCAUAAACACAUGAAUACUGGCCCUGUGAUAUGUACUGAGGUGUAACAAUGAGAAGAUGGUGGGAUCAUACCGUGUCCAUUACUGUAAUGACAUAAUGGGCAUGUAGUAAAUAUGAUCCUAUUGAAUUGUAUUUUAUUGAAUUGUUUAGGUUUUUUGUUUUUUCCCCACUUCAUGUAGAAAAAUAAUAAUAAUAAUAAUAAUGUUUAGGCUACUAUCUACUACGACGACCAUUAAUGUAUAUUUUUCACAUUUAAAAAAAAAAAAAAAAAAACAUUUGUUGCUAUUUAGACAGACAGGGUUCUUCUUAUUAUAACUUCUUAUUAUAACUUUUAUUUAUUUUACUUUAUUGAAUAUCAGUAACAUUUAAGUGUUUUUUUUUUGUUGUUUAACCUUACUGUAUUUUAAGACAACAACAACAACAAAAAUUGUGAUUCUCUGCAUAACAUUUUUGUUGUGUAUAUCUUUUUACAUGUGGAUCUUAAAAUGGCUGUUUUUAUUGUAAUGAUUGGUUGAUGUUACACUGUAGGAGUCACCAUUCUGCUUUUCAUACAUACAGGUUAUACCAAAGUCUUGGGCCUUCGAUAAGACAGCCGGGGUAACAGGUUAAUACCAUGUCGGUUCUGGAAAUAAACCAACAUUCCAAGUCAAAAUUUCCAUCCUCAUUUUGGGGAAAAUACAAAUGGUGGAAAAUUGGGAAUUAUUGGAAUUUUCAGUUUGCUUGCGGAAUUGGAAUGGAUUUGACCCCUGACCUUUGACAAGCAGUCUGAAGGAGGGCUGUUCAUUGUCUGUUCAGCCCAAGCGGCAUGAGUCCGACAAGAUUUACUGUUAUACAGUGUCACUAGCCGAUCAGAGCGAGAUACCACAUCUGUAUCAGUAGCCUAUCAGUGAGAGAUACCACAUCUGUAUCAGUAGCCUAUCAGAGAGAGAUACCACAUCUGUAUCACUAGCCUGUCAUCAGAGAGAGAUACCACAUCUGUAUCACUAGCCUGUCAUCAGUGAGAGAUACCACAUCUGUAUCACUAGCCUGUCAUCAGAGAGAGAUACCACAUCUGUAUCAGUAGCCUAUCAUCAGAGAGAGAUACCACAUCUGUAUCACUAGCCUGUCAUCAGAGAGAGAUACCACAUCUGUAUCACUAGCCUGUCAUCAGAGAGAGAUACCACAUCUGUAUCACUAGCCUGUCAUCAGAGAGAGAUACCACAUCUGUAUCAGUAGCCUGUCAUCAGAGAGAGAUACCACAUCUGUAGCUACCGUCAGAGAGCGAUCGAUACACCACGUCUGUAUAUACUGUAGCUUGACUAGUUGCACAAUUAAAAUAUUUAGGACACACAAUUAUGAUAUAUGCACAUAUAAACGUUGUUCUCUUACACUUUGAAAAUAAACCAACAUUUGAUGAAUAGAUUUUUUUUUUGGGGGGGGGAUCAUUGUUAUGAUCUGAUUUCUUUUGUUAGUACAUGUUUUUGUUUGUACAUGUUUUUUCAUGAGGGCGUUCCUUUAGUAUAUGGUAAUAGUUAUGACUGUAACGAUGUAUAUUUGUGUUAAUACACACACAUUCUAUAGCA
Oncorhynchus mykiss (rainbow trout) is the source of this 3595-nucleotide messenger RNA. RefSeq names its product zinc finger and BTB domain-containing protein 14. Gene Ontology annotation, biological process: regulation of transcription by RNA polymerase II. Lineage: Eukaryota; Metazoa; Chordata; Actinopteri; Salmoniformes; Salmonidae. The record is from RefSeq and is a predicted model, not a curated record. Gene Ontology annotation, molecular function: RNA polymerase II cis-regulatory region sequence-specific DNA binding; protein binding; DNA-binding transcription factor activity, RNA polymerase II-specific.